This is a messenger RNA of Sitophilus oryzae (rice weevil), 1295 nucleotides long. RefSeq lists its product as uncharacterized. The transcript is spliced from 5 exons. Lineage: Eukaryota; Metazoa; Arthropoda; Insecta; Coleoptera; Curculionidae. Bases 297 to 1073 code for a protein of 258 amino acids. The record is from RefSeq and is a predicted model, not a curated record.
CUCUCCUCGGACAUCACACUAAUAAACUUGCGAUUUUUAUUUGAAAAACUAUGCGAUUUAAUUCGUACCAUCGUACCAGUGAUAGUACCCAAGAUGGAAAGUAAUAGGGUUCGUGAUAUCGGGGCCCUGCUCUUCUGUACGCGGAAAGAAUUGCCCUGUCGAGAUAACCGUAAUACUCACUUAAUUUAUAUCUAGGGUGAUUUUUUCUACUGGUACCGCCUAUAAAAGAUGAGCAGCUUUGGGGAUAGGCAGUCAGUGUACUUCGUACAUCCGCCGAUCGACCAAGUACUAGCAAGAUGUUCUUCUCUGGGGCUGUUGUGAUUCUGCUCUUUGUCAAUGGCUCUUUGGCCGCCUCCCGGGUGGCAAAAAGAAGCUAUUUUGACAGUAGUAGUUAUGGAUAUUCCUACGACGGUUUCGGCCAUAGUGGACUAGGAUCUGCCAGCAGCAGCUACUCGUCACCAUCAGUAACAUUCAGCGUAGCAAAACCCCACGGUCCGUCGAUAUCAUCGGCAGAUAUCGCAUCAGCAAUCCAGGCCGCCAAGGAAGCCUCGGCCAGCGUGAUGGCCGCCCAACGUCGAGUCCAGGAGGCCAAGGAUGACGUGCUCACCCAACAACACCUGGCCACCCAAAAGCAAGCAGAUGCCCAACUAGCCCUUCAGAAAACUGAAGCAGCGGCCGCCGUACAACAACAGGAAGCGAAAGCCGCCGCCACUGCUUUGGUCAGAGCUCAGCAGCGUCUCGCUCAGGCCAAGGCCGAAGUCUCAGAAGCUCAGAGGGCAGCGUCUAGCAAAGAGGCUCAUGCCGCCGCUAUCAUUCAGAAAAGUGCCGCGGCAGCUGCUCAUGAAAUUCAAAAAACAGAUGAUGUAGCCAGAAAAAUCCAAUCUAUCCAAUCGUCAGGCAACUCCGCGUUGCGUCAAGUAGCAGCUGCCAAACAGGGUUCUUUGACAGCUGCGUCCGCAGCCGUGGCAGCUUCGGCCCACUCCUCCACCUCCGACGAGACUGGAGGUUCUCACCCAUCGGCCGCCGGUCCUUGGUUCGGACAGAAGGUCGUCCAUUUGCAACCUUGGGGCUAAGUUUGACUCUCCCUAUAGUAUUUUCCUUGUUUUCUACAUGUAUAUUGUCAUAGGAAUCGACCUCCAAGCUUCAACUUAGUCAUUUAAUAAGUACACGCUACAAAUUAUAUUGUAAAUGUAUUAGUUUAAGUUUGUUUUGUUGUUAUAUUUGUAAUACGUUCCUAGGUUUAGUAGCUUUUUGUACGUUUAUUUUAUGUCAGCUGAAAAAAAAUUGGUAAUGUA